Apaloderma vittatum (bar-tailed trogon) is the source of this 1502-nucleotide messenger RNA. It is a transcript of the gene ODAD4, whose product is annotated as tetratricopeptide repeat domain 25. Gene Ontology annotation, cellular component: cytoplasm. Gene Ontology annotation, molecular function: protein binding. The record is from RefSeq and is a predicted model, not a curated record. Lineage: Eukaryota; Metazoa; Chordata; Aves; Trogoniformes; Trogonidae.
GUCUAUCCUCACUUAAACUGGAGAAUAAAGAGGGUCUCUGCUUUCUAAGCAGACAGGCAGACGAUCAAAAAGAUCAAAAACUGUCAAAGAAAUGGGAGGCUGUCAUUAAGGAUCAAAAAUGGACGAGGAAAUGGGAGCCUGUGAGGAACCCAAAAAUAGAGCGACAGCUUCCUGGAGAGCUUUACGCUGACAAGGUCUUCCUAGAAAAGUUGCUCAAGGAUAAAGAUUUGAUGGAGAGCCGCACAAAGCAGGGAACCAAAGUCGCGGACCUGGUUUUGAGUGGCCUUUCCUACCUGGACACACGCAGGGAAUUCUGGCAACAGCAGAAUCCUAUUUCUGCCCGUGUGAGAGAGCGUAAGCUCAGGCAGCAAAGACGGAUCCAGGCCAAGACAAAAAAAGCAGCUGAGGUUCGCCGGUACAUCGCAAAGAGCAUGAAGGAAAUCAAGAUGUUGCUGAGCAGCGGCUUCCCUGAGGACAGCUGCAAGAAAGCUGAGAGGAUGCUGAAAACGGUACAAGGGUGGUCAGAGGAUGAACUUCCCAGCAAGAGCGAACUGAUCAGAAACCUCCACAGCUGCAUUGGGAGCGCUCGGUUAGAGAUGGGCCAGACAGAGGCUCUGCGGAGCCAUAAAACGGAUCUGGAAGUUGCCAGGCAGAGCAACCUGCCAGAUGCCGAAUCCAGAGCCCUUGGUAACAUCGGCAGAGUUUAUGCCAGGAUCGGCAAAUUCCAGCAGGCUACUGACAGUUGAGAGGAGAAGAUUCCAAUGGCAAAAUCCAGCCUGGAGAAGACUUGGCUGUUCCAUGAAAUAGGCCGAUGCUACCUCGAGCUGAAUAAAGCUGAAGAAGCCCGAGGUUACGGACAGAAGGCCCUGCGGUCAGCGCAUGAAGGGGGAGACGCCGAGUGGCAACUCCACAUGACUGCGCUGGUGGCCCAGGCCUAAGUAAAAUUAAAGGAUUACCGGGCUGCAAUCACCAACUUCGAAAAAGCACUUGAGAAGGCAAAGCAAGUUCACGACGGAGCUGCUCAGGCGACCAUCCUUGGUGCCUUAGAUGAUGUAAGCAUAAGCUUCGUCAAAGAGCUGAACAAAAGACGAGAAGAAACAACAGCUGACUCUCUUAGAGUUUGUGAUUCCAGCAGGGAGAAUGCAGAAGGCGAUGAUUCCGAGAACUGCAGAGAGAAAGAGGGAAGUGAACAAAGUGCAGAGAAUCAAGAUGAGGAACAAGAAGAAGAUGCCAGCAGCUGUAAAGAAGAAGAUGGAAAUGACAAAGACAAGGGGAAGGAACAGGAAAUCAAAGAGAACCGGAGCUCCGCAGCUGCCAUACGUGACUGGAAGGCAAAUGGAAAUGCUCAGCGAUGGGGCAAGUUGACUGACUGUGCCGGUUUGUGCUCUUCGUGGUUUCUACGCCAGGCACAGGCUCAGCGCUUUGUCACGGGCAGACAGAAGGGCCUAGACAAUUCCCAGUUUAGUGACUGGUGUGUACAAGUACCUCUGGAUCUCAGAUAG